Molecule: messenger RNA, 951 nt
Organism: Didymodactylos carnosus
Lineage: Eukaryota; Metazoa; Rotifera; Eurotatoria; Philodinida; Philodinidae
Source: the annotation of a GenBank genome assembly
AUGACGUUUGGCAAUAGUCAUCUAGAUGUUAUUGUGUUUGUUGUAUCAAAAUCAUCGAGUUAUCAUAUCCGUGACUCCAUUCGUCGUACAUGGGGCAAGUUUGAUCUCGUCAAACAGUCUGUACCCACUGUGAACAUGAAACUACUGUUUAUGAUCGACAUUGAUGAAUCAAAACUGAAGAAUAUUCAAUUAGAACACGAAUUAUUCGGUGAUAUUGUUCAAGUUCAACUACCUCAACAUUAUCUGUUGAAUUCAUGGAGAGAUAUGGCUAUACUCGAUUGGUCAAUGAAGUACUGUUCACACGCUAAAUUUGUAUUUAAAACCGACGAUGAUAUAUUUGUAGAUACAUUUUUGUUAGCAAAGUUCAUUAGUCAGCAGACAGAUGAUGAUAUUGUGUUGAAUAGCAGAGGCGAGCCACCGAAUAUUUCAGAUUGUAGAAAUGUCCUUGACGAUUCGGACACAAAAUCAAAAGUGCUGUACGGUUUCAUAAAUAGUGAUGCUGAAGUCGUCAGAUCAAAAAAUCAUCGAAUAUUACAAUCAGAACGAUAUAUUGUCACACAAGAUGAAUAUCCUUGUGCGAUAUACCCCGAUUUUCUAAGUGGUUUUGGCUAUUUAGUUAGUUCAAAUGCGCGUGAUGCUUUGGUGUGCACAUUUUAUCGUGAUAAGCAACGAUUCUCUAUAUCCGACGUCUACAUAACUGGUAUUUUACCUGAAUAUUUGAAUAUAACACGAAAAUCAAUGAGCAAUUAUCAAAUUGGUUAUCGUCCAAAUGAAAAAUGUGAACAUUUUUUCCGGCAAGAAAACAGUUUAGCAUAUGCAUGCGCAGUAUCUCUACAUUAUAAUGCAUACGGAGAAGAAAACAAAUGGACAGUUUUUGAAGAAUACAAUGUCUAUUGGCAAAUCAUUAAAUCCAAAAUGGUUCAAAAGCAUAACAAACAUCAAUAUAGAUAG